Molecule: messenger RNA, 923 nt
Organism: Bemisia tabaci
Lineage: Eukaryota; Metazoa; Arthropoda; Insecta; Hemiptera; Aleyrodidae
Biological process (GO): regulation of transcription by RNA polymerase II; sex differentiation
Cellular component (GO): nucleus
Molecular function (GO): RNA polymerase II cis-regulatory region sequence-specific DNA binding; DNA-binding transcription factor activity, RNA polymerase II-specific
Source: RefSeq, a predicted model, not a curated record
AUCGUCAGCUCCGGAGGAAGUGAUACCCGGCGAUAUUUCACCCGGAGCAUUUCUUCUUCGCGACACCCUCUUUUUUUUCGUAAACUCCGCUUCUUACCCUCUAUUUUGAUCCCAUUUCACGCUCAGCUUCGUUAAUUAUACCUCGCGUCGGAUGAGUGGAGCGUUUAACAGUUGAAUUUGUGACCUCAGCGCGCGCGGUGAUUUUCGUCCCGCCAAAGUUUGGAUUCGCCGACUAAAUAGAUUUUUUCACUGUCUCAUUGAGUGCUAAUGUAUAAGACGCCUGUUUAAGCUACACAAAAUGACCAGAGAAUCAACACAACCAGACACUUUGAGAAGGCUCCGAACCCCUAAAUGUGCAAGAUGUCGUAAUCAUGGCAUCAUAUCAUACCUGAGGGGCCACAAAAAACUUUGCCGCUGGCGAGAGUGCAGAUGCGCGAAUUGUUUGCUGAUUAUUCAAAGACAAAAAGUCAUGGCUGCUCAAGUAGCCCUAAGAAGGCAUCAAAUAAAUCUAAAAAAUGACGGCUAUCGUGGUGCGCUGCAUCAAAAAGAAAUUCAAAGGCGGAAAAUUAUAGAAUUUCAAAAGGUUCUCUACAAACAGCAACUUACUUCCUCAGACACAGUCUCAUCGUACAAAGGUGACGCGCGGAGCAGUUCUGAACGUGACGCUGAGCUGUCGGAGAGAAUUCAAAGAAGAAAAGUGUUCGUGGAUCCGAAUUUACUGCAACCAGUGAAGAGCUGGAAUGCUAAUUUUACCGAGGAAACGGGUCGAUUGCGAAUAGGAGAUGGUAAAACUAAUUCGGAUGCCCUGUCACGGCGAGAGAGUAUACGGCCAUCAAAGCCAACAAAGUUGUCUUUUUCGAUUGAUUCUCUUUUAGGAGAUAUUUUACGCGAUUGAAAGCUAUUGUCUAUCUCACCGAUUGAAA